AGAUACAAGUGCAGUAUCAUGCGAUCCUUGGCAGUGUGAGGGUCACUUGUGGCAUCCUUGGGUACCUUCCUCAUUGAGCUACACAUAAGGGAAGCAGACAUGUCCUCCCCACCUGUAGACAAUAUUAUCCUUCUGGCAGACUGUUAUAAGUCGUGUCACUACAAAAUUUAUCCUCCUGGUACAACUACUCUCUACGCUUACUUUGAGUCCAGAGGCGGCAAGUUUCCGUAUACGGUAUUCUUCGGGCUGCAGUACAUAUUGAAGAGAUGGCUGUGCGGCCCGGGUUUCAAACCAACCCAGGGGGCCAAAAACGUUUACACUACUAUAGGGCGAGAGUGUGCACAAAUAUGUACACAGCUUCAUGAUACGGGGUACAGAGGCGUGUCAUCCGUAGAGUCAGCGGCGCUGGGUGGCGCAGCGCACAUGAUCAGUUUCAAAUCAUCAGACACUAUAGCCGGGACGUCCAUGUUAAGAAAAUAUUACCACUUGAAGACAGUGGCAGGAUUUUCGACUCCAUCUUCCGAGCAUUCCACCAUUAUAUCCUGGGGCAGGGAGAGAGAACUAGACUCUCACAGGCACAUGCUCCACACCUACUCUGAAGGUGAUGCUGGCUGCGUGUGUGACUCCUACGAUAUCUGGAAGUGUCUUGAAGAUAUGUGGUGCGGUGAGCUGCGGGAACUGGUACUGGAACGAGGCAGGAAGGGAGGCUGCAUCUAUCUCAGGCCAGACAGUGGGGAACCCAAGACGGUGGUCCUUAAGUGCCUAGAGAUCCUGGGUUCGGCAUACGGCACAGACAUCAACUCUAAGGGCUACAAAACUCUUCCUCCUUACCUCAGGGUCAUUCACGCUGAUGGAAUUAAUCACAAGACACUCUGGGGUAUAUUAGAGCACCUGAAAAGUCAUGGCUGGAGCACGGAAAAUGCUUAUUUUGGAGCCGGAGGCGCUCUGCUUCAAAGGAUUGACCGGGACACGCAGCAGUGUGCCUAUAAGGUGAGUUAUGUGGAGACAGACGGACAAGGCAGAGAUGUAUACAAACAACCAAUUACAGACUCCAUCAAGACCAGCAAAAGAGGCCGCCUCUCCCUUCAUUGUAACGAUGGUGUUUACACCACCAUGCAGGGCAGCAAGGGGCAUUCACCCAAGGACCUGCUGGUGACAGUGUUUGAGAACGGAGAACUUCUGCAGGACUACACAUUCCCAGAGAUCCAGGAGAGAGCAGAGAUCACUCCCGAGGAUUUCGACAUCAUCAAGUUCUUAGAGGAAGACUCUGACUAAUAGCAAUUCUGUCACCCACAGCAAUAAAAGUCUGUGAGACUCAAUGGUGGACUCAUCUGAGUCAGUUUCUUGAAGUUUUGAAGGAAUUGAAAUAUUAAUUUUCAAGGUUCGUUCCAACUUUCCUUCAAAUAUAUUCAUCUUAAUGUAAGCAAAUACAUGACUCACGAAUUCGUAAUAACACAAUUACAAAUCUACUGGUUAACGCACUGGCCUGUGAGUUUUAGGACCCACCUGCAAUGGGUUCAAGCCCCAUCCGUUCCCUGAUUUUAUGUUUUAUUUCGUUGCGUAAAUAUGUAGCGUAUUUAUCUCGCAAUUAGCGGACGUCAGAUCGACUCUCCAUAACCUCCCUUGAACAACCCGCAGUAGUUUAGCACUGCACGCAAAAUAUAUUAAUAAACCACCUGUACCGUGGUUUGUUUGUAAUAAUGUCAUUACGAUUUCGUGAGUUACGUUAAUAAGUACUACCUGUACAGUAGGGCCCCAUUUAUACGGCUACCGCCGGAAAGCGGACAAGUUUAUGUGACUGGGUGCACGUAAUGGAAAUAUAUUGUUACUAUUU
This is a messenger RNA of Cherax quadricarinatus, 1834 nucleotides long. NCBI's taxonomy places the organism in Eukaryota, Metazoa, Arthropoda, Malacostraca, Decapoda, Parastacidae. The record is from RefSeq and is a predicted model, not a curated record.